GUUUUUUUAAAAGAGACUAAUAAGGAUACACAGGAAACGAGAUAUAAUUUAGUGCUUUUUAAAAAGAGAUUGCAAAAGUAAUACAAACAAUAGAGAAUAUUGUUAGACGUUUUAUUGAAGGAAAACGGGCGAGAGACUAGACAAACCAUAGAAGCCGCCACUCACGCCUGGAAGCAUCUGGAGGCGUGGCACGGCAGCCGUCGCCCGCCACACCAGCAGCGAACUGCUUCCCGGUGCCCGCGGCGGCGAAGCACAGGAGAGAGGCGGCGAGUGAAACCGAUGACGCCGCCGAUGGAUCCGCCCGACGUCGAGAUGGAGAUGGAGCCCGCGCCCCAGCCUCCGGCUCCGACAGCGGUCGGGGAGGGGUGGAGCAUGCUGUCGCGCGCCCGCGGGCUGCUCGAGGAGGGCAAACCGUCCCUCGCUCUGCAGGCGAUUGAUACUGCUGCUUUCCGUGACGAUGGUUACGUGAUGAGUCUUGGUUCUCUUGGCCAUAAGAUCUCAAGGCGGUGAACAAGCUCUCAUGCAGACAUUGAACCGUGCACGUGAACUCUAUGCACAGAGAUUGCAGGCCAGUCCUAGUGUUGAUGAGCUUGCCUCUUUGCUUGCCCAAUGUGCCAUAGCAGAGGCUCAGUCAUCAAAUACUAACCCUCCACAAGGGCCUGGGUCAGACCCUGUCAAUAUGCUGAAUUCUGAUGAGGCCUGCAUUCUUGCUGAGAGUGGAAGGAAGCAGAUCAUCCUGGACGCAUUUGCUGAUGGGAGCAGCUUCAUUUGCUUGAAAUGUGGGGGGCUCUUUAGCACAUCUCGCAAGGAUGAGCACUUAGCCUACUGGUGCGGGACUGCAUGAUCCUGGUUACGUCUUGCUGUGGUAUAUCCAUGGUCACACCUAGCAAUGAACCGAUGAUCAUGAUACCCGUGAGAUUUUGUAUAAACUUUGUUCUGUUCCAAUCCGAUUACUGCUUCUUUACUGCGGGGAUGCCAGAGGCACGUCUGUUAAGUCGUAGUAAAUACAUUUGCCGAUGACAAACUUUAUGAACGAAAGUUUCCAUCUCUAUCCGCUUGUUGUACUUGUGCUUUCGGCUGAUGGAAUGUGUUGAGAUGUUUGGCAUGGUCA
This is a messenger RNA of Zea mays, 1111 nucleotides long. RefSeq lists its product as uncharacterized. NCBI's taxonomy places the organism in Eukaryota, Viridiplantae, Streptophyta, Magnoliopsida, Poales, Poaceae. The transcript is spliced from 3 exons. The record is from RefSeq and is a predicted model, not a curated record. Bases 280 to 510 code for a protein of 76 amino acids.